This is a messenger RNA of Symbiodinium sp. CCMP2592, 179 nucleotides long. NCBI's taxonomy places the organism in Eukaryota, Dinophyceae, Suessiales, Symbiodiniaceae. The record is from the annotation of a GenBank genome assembly.
GGCGACCUGGACCAUGGGCCAGCCCACUCCAGUGGCUCAAGCAUGUUCUGUCGCGUGACUUCCCUGACAUUUCCGAUGCGACCCUCAUCAAGCUUGCAGGGGACAGACUUCAGUGGAAGAACAUGGCUUCCCAAGUCACUGCACUAGAUGAAGACACUGUUCAUGUCGUUUACGAAACG